This is a messenger RNA of Camellia sinensis, 721 nucleotides long. Lineage: Eukaryota; Viridiplantae; Streptophyta; Magnoliopsida; Ericales; Theaceae. The record is from RefSeq and is a predicted model, not a curated record.
GUUGGAGUCUGGUUCUGUGGUUUGCGUGUGAAAACGACGAAGAGGAGUGUGUUCGGUUGUUACAUUUGCCAGAUUAUAACUAGUUCAAAUCAGUUUUUUUCAACUUUCUGUACGAUUGUAGGAUUGGAUGAUCAAGGAGAUGGAUACCUUUAUGCUAUUGGUGUGUACAUAUGGAUGUAGUACAACUGUAAUAAAUGUUGCCCGCGCAAUGUGUUAUUCUCGUUUGGUGGAGUGUUUGUGUGAGAAAUGGGAUGAGUUGUCUACUGGUUCUAUUUCAUUGUUCUAUAAACUACCUGGGAUUAAUAAGUGUCAUUUGGACAAUGAGGAAGAAUUUCAGAACAUGGUACUGCUUGCUAAAUCAAUGGGGGUACAACAUGUAGAAGUUGUGGUUGAGUUGAAGGGUGAUAUUUGUCAGUCAAGUAGUUUAGGAUUGCUGCGUGUGGGGGUUGAGGAUGAAAUUGAUGCACUACGGAGAUUUUGCCAUCAUAAGGAGAAGGUGUUGUUGUCAGCCCCUUGGGCAAAUGGUAUUACGCAUGUAGGACAACGGUUUGUUGGAGGUGCACAAGAAUUUCGUGACGUUUUAUGUAAGUAUGCCAUCCAAUGUGGGUUUAAGUUCACAUACGUGAAGAACGAGACAACAAGAGUUACAGCUGUGUGUGCGAUGCGGGAGGAGAGGGGGUGUUUGUGGGCUAUACAUUGUAGAGCACAAUGAGCAAAUGAU